Messenger RNA from Anopheles merus, 3378 nucleotides. Its product is annotated as homeobox protein Nkx-2.4-like. Gene Ontology annotation, cellular component: nucleus. NCBI's taxonomy places the organism in Eukaryota, Metazoa, Arthropoda, Insecta, Diptera, Culicidae. The record is from RefSeq and is a predicted model, not a curated record. Gene Ontology annotation, molecular function: DNA-binding transcription factor activity, RNA polymerase II-specific; RNA polymerase II cis-regulatory region sequence-specific DNA binding. The transcript has 7 exons. Gene Ontology annotation, biological process: cell differentiation; regulation of transcription by RNA polymerase II. Bases 863 to 2179 code for a protein of 438 amino acids.
AGGGGGCCUAUACGAGAGAGAAAAAUUGUUGCAGAAAAAAAAACAAGAGGAAGAGGAAAAAACGAUUAAGAAAAGGCGAAGAAGUGUGAAGUGGCGUAGAUAAGAAGCAGAUACAAACAAACCAACGGUCGCGAUUGACACGGUUUUGCGGAAAUGUGUGAUGUGCCGAUAGUUCCACCCGUAGUGUAUGAUACAUUAGAAGAACAAAAAGAUUUUGAUAAGGAUGCGGAAAAGUCUUAGCUUGAAUCAUCAAAAGAUCUUUUAACGAAGUGAUUAGUGAUUGAAAACAAAAGCCCUCUUCAUAGUGGUAUUUAUGGCGAAUGGUUGCCCUGGUUACCUUUGGCAAAUAAGCAUCGAAACUUUCCCUGCCCCCUUUGCAUCGAUGUGUGCAUUUAUGAAUGUGUGAAGGAACAUUCCUCUGUUAGGAAAAUCUUACGCGUUAUUACGUCUUACGUCUGUGCUAAAUGAAGUAUUUUCUACAUCGGUGAAUUAUUUUGUCAGCGUUCGAUACUGUUGGAUUAAAACAUAAAUCAAGGCUUAGUGUUGCUGCUUCUGGAUAUCAUCGUUGUUGGAAAGAAACAAUGUGAGUUUGAGUCAAAUAUUGUUUGAAGAGUGAGUGUGAUUGUACCAAAACGUGAAAAUUAGUGAGAGAAUUAGUGAAACCCCCCGCGGCUAAGCGCAAUGAAACAACAGUGGUAGCAAGCGUGCACAGUAAGCAAGAAGCAAACACUACGAUCGACGCACAGGGGAACUAGAUAAAAUAAAACAAACGUGUGCCGGUGCUAAGGUCAGUUGACGGCGGCUCAAAUAUCUCCCUCUCUCUUAUCCUGUCGGUCGGGGCGCUCCAAGCGAAUUCGGGUACAUGUCCACCACGCUAUCGAGUGUCUCUGGAGUGUAUCCAGACGAUUCCGAGCAAGAGCAUGGACUGUUACCGGAUCUGAAUGGUGUCGAUCUGGUUAUGAGCUUGUCGCCCAAGGCGCCAAACCACCAUCACCACCAUCACCAUCAUCACCAUCUGACCAGCCUGCAGCAUCUGCAGAACCUGCAGCACAACUCGGCCCUCCACAGCCACUCGACACCGUUUAGCGUCACCGACAUACUGAGCCCAAUCGAGGAGUACCGCAAGCUGGAACUGACUGCGAAUCCACCCUCACCGUACAGCGGCGGCAGUAGCGUUAAUUCACCGAGUGCCCUUGGGCCUAACACGACCACCGGCAGCACGACGACCGGCAGCAGUAGCAUGGCGAACCCGUACGCAAUGGGUCCCCUGUACCACAGUCCCGGCGUUCAGAGCUACUGUGCGCCGACGGACAACCUUUCACUGGCCGGUCACUACACCGAUAUGCGCAACUCGGCUGCCGCCGGUUGGUACGGCUCCACCGCCAGUGAUCCACGCUUUGCGAUAUCCCGAUUGAUGGGAGGCUCGGCUGGCGGUACGAUGGGCCACGCCAUGUCCAACAUGGGCAGCCUGGCAGCGUGCAGCGUGUCCGACACCAAACCGAUGCAGUUCCCGCUUGCCCAGCGACGAAAGCGGCGCGUACUCUUCACACAGGCCCAGGUCUACGAGCUUGAGCGAAGAUUUAAGCAGCAGAAAUACCUAUCCGCCCCGGAACGUGAACACCUAGCCAGCUUAAUACAUCUCACACCAACCCAGGUCAAAAUUUGGUUUCAAAACCAUCGAUACAAGUGCAAGCGGCAGGCUAAGGAAAAGGCAAUGGCGGAGCAGAACCAACAUAAUCAGUCAGCCAGCUCACCACGACGUGUGGCCGUACCAGUACUAGUUAAAGAUGGCAAACCCUGCUCCGGCGGUUCGAACGCGAGCGCCAACAACAACAACAACGGUAGCGGCGGCACGAGUGGACCCGGCUCGAACGGUAGCAGCAGUGCCGGCGGAGGCAGCUCGGGCACCAGCAACGGUAGCGGCGGUCCAGCCAGUGUCGGCAGCAUCGUGCUGCUGAACGACUCGAACGCCCACUCGCCCGAUACGGCGACGGCCGCACUGCUGUCGUCGUACAAUGGGGCGGCGGCCCACCAACACCAGAUGCUGCAGCAGCCGUGCAAUAAUGCGCUCAUGUCGAACAGCCUGGCGAUGGCUUACCGCAACCAGAACAACUUCAUGACGAACAGCCACCAGCAGCAGUGCGGCGGCUACCUGCCGCUGCAGACGCGCGCCUGGUAAUAUUAGUGGGCCCGGUUCCGUGCCGACCGGUCGGCGGGUGUGAUCUGUUAAGAGGCCGGUGUUAGUUGCGUUUAGUUUUAGCAAAAAGCUUUGUUUUUAGAUAAACAUUGCCACGGGCUGGUUUGCCGUAGGACAAAACGGGCUGUUUGUUUCCCUUUGCCAAUCGUCCAAGCGGUGUGUGCCUCUGGGCGCAUUUUUUCCUUUUUUCCAUGGCGAAUUUAGAGUGCUCGGGCUAUGCGUUUACGUUGUUUGUGUGUGUGCGUGUAUUUUGUGAUGCUGACUGAGUGCUUCGCGCAGCAAGAAGGGCGUCGGAGUGAGUUCCCUUUAACGGUCUGUUGAACCGGGUUAAACAUACCUGUAUAUAGCCCGCAAAAUGUACCAGCAGUACAAUCACUACUUUGUUCCCUCUUCAACUGUUUUGUUAAAAUUCUUACUGUAGUAUGACAGACGCGGAGCAUCUUUUUAGCCUUUUUCGCUGCAAGGAAAUUAGUUUGAAUAAGUACGGUAAUCAUUUUACAGGCAGUCUUCACACAAAUCAAAACAAACGGAACUGGAUAACGUCAGUAGCGCGAUUGUAGCUAACUCAAACUCGAGGCGGUGCAAGUGUCAGGAUCAGGGCAGCAAGUAGAUAACCGAGUAAGCUUGGACCGGUGGUGUAAAGGAAUUGUAGCACGAUCGUUUGUCACGUCACGAUCGAACCCAUUUUGUGUAUUAUACGUAUAGAUUUGUUUUAAUAGCAACCAGAAGACUUUAAUAUAAAACCAGCAAUCGCAUGCCCAUGUCAUGGGAGGAGUGGGGAGGCUAGGUACUUUGUGUGGAAAUUAGAAGGAAAGGGGAUCAUAACGACAGCAAUAUGGUCGAAGUAAGUAGAGGGUAGCGAACAUGCAAACUAAUCAAAUUUGGCUUAAGAUUGUUCAGUUGAAGCAUGUCCUUAUCAAAGUGGUUUUCUCUUACGAAAACGCAUGAAUUUGAUCAUUCAGUUCGACAUGGUAAUGUAAGGUAUGUUUCCCCCUGGAAAGUGUGGCAAUUGGGCUGCAUUUGUUUUAUUCUGAUUUGCUGAAUCAGGCUCCGGUCAUUGAUUUUUAUACAAGUUGAACGGUUUAGCUUUAUAUUAAGGGAGAGAGAAGAAAAAACCAUGCAAAGAAGAUCAUGUUCCACGUGUACCUAUCUCCGGAAUUUAUCAAGUAAAUUACACAAAA